Messenger RNA from Mercenaria mercenaria, 1967 nucleotides. RefSeq names its product G-protein coupled receptor GRL101-like. Gene Ontology annotation, biological process: G protein-coupled receptor signaling pathway. Gene Ontology annotation, cellular component: membrane. Lineage: Eukaryota; Metazoa; Mollusca; Bivalvia; Venerida; Veneridae. The transcript is spliced from 6 exons. Gene Ontology annotation, molecular function: protein binding; G protein-coupled receptor activity; protein-hormone receptor activity. Bases 42 to 1967 code for a protein of 641 amino acids. The record is from RefSeq and is a predicted model, not a curated record.
AAGUGAACUGUUCUCAUGCAUAUAAAUGCGCAUCAAGUAAAAUGUGUAUACCAAUGGAACAAGUAUGCGAUGGUCAUAUACAAUGUGUGCAUGGAGACGACGAAACUCUUUGCGGUUUUCAAUGUCCGGCAAACUGUACAUGUGCAGGUUUUUAUUCAAACUGCAGUGCGGUUGACUUCGAACUGACUACAAUUCCUUCGAUUCCUCAGAACACACGUUACCUUGAUCUGAGCUACAACAAUAAAUUAAGCUUCGUAUUGCAGGAUGCAUGGCUAAAGACUAAACUGCUAUCAGUUUUAAAUAUAUCUCAUUGUCAUAUUGAAUCAAUAUCUCGACAUGCAUUUGACAACAUGAGGAACCUUCGUUUGCUGGACUUAAGUUUCAACAAACUAUCAAGAAUCUCCGAAUUUGUUUUCGGAAGUUUGAAAAAACUUACUACACUUAUACUUCGUGGCAAUGGUAAUAUCUCAGUCAUUGAAACAAAUGCAUUUGACGGUUUAUCGCAGGUCCAGUCUCUAGAUUUUAACACUAUGAAACUGAGUAAAAUAUCGGCCGGGACAUUUGCUGGAUUAAAUUUAACAACAGCAGACUUGUCUAACAACCGACUGACAGCGAUCGAAGAUUUUGCAUUCAGCGAUUCAAUUAUAGAAAAUAUUAACUUUGAAGGCAAUGACAUCAAACACUUUAAUAAAGAAAUAUUUACUGGACUGACAGGCUUGAAGACACUAAGGACAUCAGCGUUCAAGUUUUGUUGCAUUCGACCAAAUUAUGUACGAGAGGAAAACUGCUACCCGCAAAGAGAUGAGUUUUCGUCAUGCGAAGACCUCAUGAGAAAUCCUGCGUUACAAUUUUUGCUAUGGCUAAUUGGAGUAACAGCUUUAAUUGGCAAUUUCUUGACGAUCAUUUAUAGGACCAAGUACGACAAAAAAAGACUCAAACUAGGGUUUGGAAUAUUUACGACAAAUCUUGCAGUAGCGGAUUUUCUCAUGGGUGUUUAUCUUCUAAUAAUUGCUAUAGCAGAUGCGGCUUUUAGGAAAAGGUACAUUUACGUUUCCGAUUAUUGGAAAGGUAGUGCAUGGUGCAAUUUAGCAGGAAUCUUGUCUACAAUGUCAUCUGAAGCCAGUGUGUUGUUUCUUUGUUUAAUAACAUUGGACAGAAUAUUAAUUAUAAAAUAUCCAUUUGGAGAUGUCAGGAUCUCCAAAGAAAAGGCAAUUGCAUGCACCUCAUUUACAUGGCUUUUCGCUGUUACUAUUGCCGUAUUUCCUCUUACGUAUGAGCACUACUUCAAAAAUAUGUUUUACUCACGAUCUGGGGUUUGCAUUGCGCUACCUUUAACAAGAGACCGCCCGCCUGGUUGGAUCUAUUCACUAACCUUAUUUGUCGGCUUGAAUUUCAUUACUUUCAUAAUGGUUGCAUUUGGGCAGUUGUCCAUUUUCUUUGGAAUGAAAGAAUCAACUGGUAACGCCACUACAGCUGAAGCUGCACGGAAGAGGGAUUUGAAAGUUGCAAGAAAUUUACUUUUAGUGGUUGCUACAGAUUUUUUGUGCUGGUUUCCUAUUGGAGUUAUGGGAAUAAUGGCCUUAUCUGGUCAUGUGAUUUCCGGUGACGUCUAUGCGUGGGCAGCUGUUUUCAUAUUGCCAAUCAAUUCAGCACUUAACCCGAUUCUUUAUACUUUAACUGCGAUUAUUGCGGGCACGAAGUUCCAACCAAGUACAAAGGACCAGUCAGUAAAACAGAUCACAAAAGAGACUGGGGAGAGCAUGUUGACAUUCUAUACCAUAAGCUCACGAAUUACACAGAAGGAACUCCCGGUAUCGAAAUACAGCACACAGGAAGAAUUGACUGGAACAGUGAUGAUAAAGGGAGAAUUGUUCAUUUCCUUCAAGCCGGAAGAUAAAGCAAACGAUAUUUACGAGCUUGGGAUGUUCCUGCGUGGUCUGAUUAAUAUUAAAAAGAAGAAGUGUUAG